AUGUCUCGAAAAACAUCAUUCUACCCUCAAGUUGAAUCCACCAAUCCAGACGCAAAUUCUCCCUUCUCCCAUUCAUCUUCCUCAUCAUCCAUGUAUCCAUCAAUCACCACUGAUAACCUCUCACCAGAAUAUCCAAAAACUGCACCACAACAACAACCAUCAGAACAUGUUCUCGUCACUGUCCCCGACGUGAUUCUCCAUCUCAUAGAAAAAGAUUCAAGCGUCCACUUAGCUUCCGGCGACUUAACCAUAGUAAGCCUUAAAGAAGGAAACAACGUAGCAGCAGUUAUAGCUCGCAUCGGCGAUCAAAUCCAAUGGCCAUUAGCCAAAGACGUUUCAACAGUGAAACUCGACGAGGCCCAUUACUUUUUCACACUUAAGGUUCCACAGGGUAAUAGUAAAGAAGAUAUUGAGUCGGAAGUUUUGAACUACGGAUUGACGGUUGAAACAAAAGGGCAAGAGAAAGGUUUGGUUUUGAAGGAACUUGAUAAGGUUCUUGAAAAGUAUAGUUUUCUUUCUGUGGAGAAGGUGAAGGGUGUGAAAGGGUGGGAGGUUUUGGAGAAAAAGGAAGCUUUGGAGGAAAGUUCCGCGGCUGCUUAUUGGACAACGUUGGCACCAAACGUGGAGGAUUACAGUGGGAGAUUUGCUAGAUGGAUUGCGGCAGGGUCAGGACAAAUGAUCAGGGGGAUUCUGUUUUGUGGAGAUGUUACUGUGGAGAGAUUGAAAUGGGGGAAUGAUUUCAUGAAAAAGAGGUUGCAACCUGGUUCUUCUCAAUCACAAAUUAGUCCACAUGCCAUGGCGGGCAUGAAAAGGGUUAAGAAGUUGACAAAGAUGUCAGAGAAAGUGGCUCUUGGUGUUCUCUCUGGGGUUGUUAAGGUGUCUGGAUUCUUUACUAGUUCGGUGGUGAACUCUAAACCAGGGAAGAAGUUAUUUAGUCUUCUUCCUGGAGAAAUUGUACUUGCUACCCUUGAUGGAUUCAAUAAGGUGUGUGAUGCUGCAGAAGUAGCCGGAAGGAAUGUUAUGUCCACUUCAUCAGUUGUGACCACUGGACUUGUUUCACAUAAAUAUGGAGAACAAGCAGGUGAGGUUACAAAUGAAGGACUUGGCGCUGCAGGGCAUGCAUUUGGUACAGCUUGGGCUGUGUUCAAACUAACGAAGGCACUCAACCCCAAGAGUGUGAUCAAACCAACAACAAUAGCUAAAGCUGCUGCCCAAGCAAGUUCUACUCAACUGAAGGCUAAAAAAUAA
Molecule: messenger RNA, 1248 nt
Organism: Lathyrus sativus (Indian pea)
Lineage: Eukaryota; Viridiplantae; Streptophyta; Magnoliopsida; Fabales; Fabaceae
Source: the annotation of a GenBank genome assembly